Molecule: messenger RNA, 2531 nt
Organism: Rhodofomes roseus
Lineage: Eukaryota; Fungi; Basidiomycota; Agaricomycetes; Polyporales; Fomitopsidaceae
Exons: 4
Coding region: 113-2284 (723 amino acids)
Source: RefSeq, a predicted model, not a curated record
CCUCAAGCACUGCACGAGUCAGCACGACUACGUAUCGUCUCCCUGUACCCCUUCCUCGUCACAGUGUCUACCGCAGUUCGGCUUUUUGGUGAAGGUUACCAACAGUUUACUGAUGGCCUCAGAUCAACAGAGAAACGAGCCAUCCCAUGCAGGCCAGGGAGACACAGCACUGUAUCGGGAGGUCGAACGAGCAAGGCACGCCGCUAUGCGGCGAUUGCACAACGAGCAGGUACCUUUGAAGAAGAUAGCCAAAUUUUUCGGUUGUUCCAAACGGACUGUGCGCCGCGUCUGCACAAAUGACAGAGGCGAGGACUUGAGCGAAGACCAACACUACGUGGAGAGUUGGGAUGCGACCGUGACGGAUGUUGAUGCCCUCGAUCAUACUCCUUUGUGGUCUCUGCACGAGGCAGGUUCAGCGAGGGCGGAUCUGCAUCCCGGACAUCAAAGCCACGCAAAGGGAGAGGAGGAGAGCGACGACAUAGGACUUGAAAGUUCGGGCGAGUCUGAUCAGCCCGAUGAUGAUCCUGACUAUACCGCUCCUGAUCCCGAACCUCCGAGUUGGCUGCUGAGCGAGAGGAGGGUGUCAGCGAGACUUCGCCAAGAGCCAGCACCAUAUGUGCGGACGUCGCUUUCGCCCGAUGCAGUCCUCCGCAUGCCCCGCUACCGCUCGAAGCCUACUGGCAGCAGAAGGCACGUCACGGUCGCAGAGUCAGAUCCUUCAGGCUCUGCAGCCACACUGCAGCACAUGGGCCCUGCAUCUAUGUCCCGGGCCUUAUCAGUCUUGUUUCGGGGCACACUCCCCCCUUUAACCCCUUCACCUCCGCCUGAGUCACCGGGAAACAUGGGUAUGUCAUCACCACAGGGAAGAGCCGGCAGAGCUGCAACACCCCGUAUAAAUGGGCAGGUCCCAGGAGCGCGGAUAGAGUCGACUCAAGCCACAUUCAAAGUCCCCUUGCCCCUCCCGAGAACGCCACGAUCGACGCAAUCCCGAGCAGCGGCUUCCGGAGUUUUGUUUGGGCGAGGUACUUUCAUCACACGGCGCCGUCACGGUGCACCAUAUAGUACUUCCAAGUCCUCGACCGAAGGGCACGCCGGCGGCCAGCUGCCUCUCGAGAUAUCAUUACGCUGCCGUUGUGUGGUACCAACGAUUCAUUUCAGUCGGCUGGCAGCACCUGUCAGUCGUCAGUCACAAUCCUCUCAAGAAUCCAGCAGCCGCAGUAUUCAAGUUGGGACUCGGACCUUGCCAACCAAAAGACAACACGAUGCCAGUAGUAUCGCUGACGAACAUGGUGCUUGCGAGCCAGAUGGCUCCGCCGCUUUGCAGCGAGAAACAAAGCGCACCAAGCUCGGGCCGGGCGACUCGACGGCACGAGCACGAGAACCGCAGAUUAGUGCGGCUGUCGACAGCCCUCGCCCUACUACCUCUGAUGUAGUAGCCGAUACACGGAAUGUGACGUCCGAGUCUCCUACACCCACGCCCAGUUCAAGCAGACAGGGUGUCGUACUUGAACGUCAACCGGCCGAGGGAGACAACGACGGUGUACCGCCGGCGAACAUCGCCAAGUCGGAAGCGGAUGUCGAGCAUCCUCAGAGUGGCGGCAGCACUCCGGCUCCCGCAGCACCGUCCCGGGCGCCGCCGCGUACGAGCACUGCGCAACGGGGUACCAUAUCAACAGAGGGUGCGACCAUACAUGCAUCCCGCAAUGUCCUGUUACCUCCUGCAGCACUAUCUGGGUCAUCGAGUCUCCAUCCGAGCCAGUCGCCGGAUACCUGCGAGGGUUGGCCUAGUAGCCAGCUGUCGCCUAUCGCAGCGAGAUCCACAGCCCCAGGAUCGCAUGGCGGGAGAGAGGAAAGAGUCGAUCGCGCAGGCCCACCCAGAGAUAGUGUUGGCAGCGCCAGCUCGACCCAGACUCUUUCUCCGGAUACACCACCUGCUAGCGCAGCCCAUAAGAGCGCGUCUGCAGCACGCGACAACAUUGAUCCCGAUGUCCGACGCUACCUUGAAUCGCUCGGAUUUGCGCCGGAGAUGUACGCGAGCAAGUUGGAGGUUGUCGGGCUGAAAAAUGGAGCCAUCAUCAAUGCUAUCAAGAACUUCGUGCCGGAGAGUCGAAAAGACAAGCUAGAGGAGGAUUUACAGAGACUCGCGGGGUUGACGGUUGGGGAGUCGAUCGGAAAGUACGAACCUCAGACCCCAGGCCUGCGGGCGCGUAGCGCCCGCAGCGUGUGGCGUCCGGCGAACUCCGGGCGCAUCGCUCCGGUUCGUAACGCAGCGAUUCCGCUCUGAUUCCGUUCGUAGCGUAGCAAUCCCACUCGUAGCGGAGCGCGAUUCUGGUCGCAUUCCAGUCGUGGUGUGUGGCGAGUCGAGGACCGGCGUGCAAGCACCUGGACCUUACGAUUAUCCGGUCUGAUUAGCCAUCAUUGCCCGGGUGGGUAAUCACGGCUAAGGUGCCCGCGUGUAGCAUUCCUAUUGUACCCGCGGUUCCACCAUAGUACCCCUCGCUCAUUUCCCCGAUUCAGUAUGGAAGGCUCCC